Molecule: messenger RNA, 384 nt
Organism: Fusarium coffeatum
Lineage: Eukaryota; Fungi; Ascomycota; Sordariomycetes; Hypocreales; Nectriaceae
Exons: 1
Coding region: 1-384 (127 amino acids)
Source: RefSeq, a predicted model, not a curated record
AUGGACUACGUUCGCGACUUUCAUAUUUACGCUCUCGGCCUCUGGUGGAUGUACCAAGGCCUCAUGGCCCUCGACGACCCCAAAGAACAUCUCAGCACCCAAGGCAUCAAAUCCACGAAAUCAUCAGACGACUACAGCAACUUUGCACCAGUAUACAUGCUUGGAUUCAGAGAUUUUUCCAUGGGUAUCUUCAUUGUGGCUCAUCAUUACCACGACAACCUAACGGCCAUUUUGACCUUGAUCGGUAUCAUGGGCUUCAUCAAGAUUGGAGAUGCCAUUGUGGUCAUUGCUGCGGAGGAGGAAAGCACCAGGAAGAAGGCAGUUCAAAAUUUGGCCUGGGGUGUUGGACUCCUUGGGUGGCUUGUGUUUUUGGCGAAGAACUAA